AUGGCCAAGAUCAUCAUCAUCGGCGCCGGCAUCUCAGGUCUCAGCACCUACCUUUUCCUGCGCAAGCACCUGGUUCUCUGCGACUCCUCAACUCCCUCUUCCCAAGCAGAGCAGCAACAAUAUGACAUCAGAAUCUACGAAGCCUACGACAUCCAUCAAUCCCACUUCAACGCCUCCUUGGUGAAUCCGGCCCUCGACGACGCCAACUUGCGGGAAGAAUCACCGACCGUCGCACUCGCUGCAAGCGAGACAGACCCGAUCUUCACCGCGCAGGCGAUCGGGGCGGCAAUCGGCAUCGCGCGCAACGGAUUGAACGUCCUCGCUCGCCUGGACAAGACCGGUGACCAGCAAAGCGGGGCUCAUGGCGUGUCGUCGAGCAGCUUGAUCGAGGAAAUGGCUGUGUACGGCCAUCCGAUUGAGCGGUGGCAGCUCAGUACGGCAAGGGGCUUCACACUCGGCCAAGUCGAUCUCGCUCGGCCGCGAGCUGCCGCCGCCGCCACGAUGAAACCUUCUCUGAGCAAGCCCGGACAGUCCCCAUCCCCGUCGUCUACGCUGCGAAAUCCAUGCCCAUACCACGGGAUCAUGAUCGCGCGGCAAUCGUGCUGGGAGAUCCUCCGCGACCGGGUCACGAGGGAGUCUCCGAGCGUGAUCAUGCGCAGAAAAGUCGUCGACGUAAUCAUCGGCGAUGAAAGGACACGCAACGUCGUCAAGUUCGACGACGGCUCCCAAGAGGAAGCCGACCUAGUCAUUGGUGCGGAUGGAAUAAGAAGUAUUGUGCGGCGGGCUAUGUUUCGCCAGCACGGGAUUGAUCAUGCGACGACGACAACGACGACAACGACGACGACUGGUGGUGGUGGAGCAGCACAGACUCACCACGACGGCCAACCUCAUAGCCCGACCAGAAAGGCACCACUCCCCUCGAGCUGGUUGCGGAGUAUCCUCUCGUACCUCCCUAGCUCACUCUUCCCCUUCGGACACCCCAAAGCCAUCCAGACGGACUACGUCUCACCACGCUACGAAGGCCUCGUCGGCGUGGGCGGCUUCGUGCCUUCGUCCGUGCUGCAAGCCACGGGGCACAAACCAGGCACCAUGACGAUCGUGUUCGGACCGAAUGGGUUCUUCGGGUACGGGUACCUGACGUCGUCCCGACCAUCACCCAAAGAUGCCACAGCAGCGACGAAAGACACGGAUACCGCUCCUGCGACAGCUCACGUCUUGCCAAUCCCCGCCCCAGGACCGCUGGCCGGAUGGUGGUCGACGUGUUCCAGCCCGAACCCAUUUCCAUACUCGACUCCCGCGGAGUCUCCAUCGCCAGCUCCAGCGCCAGCUCCAGCUCCAGCUCCAGGAAGUAUCCCACACACAGAGCCUGCGAGCACAGACCGCGGAAAGGCCGCUGAAUUCAACAAACAACUCGCCCUGGCGGCACUGCUCCAGCGCCACCGGAACUGGCGCAACCCAGCGAUCCAGGCGAUUUUGGCGUGUGUAGAGAACGACACCAACACCAACACCGAGCAUCAGCAGCAGCAACAACAACAGACUCAAAGCAGCCACCGCACAGAUUCCAAGACCAACAACGAGAACAAUAGCCUCCUCUUCCUCCUGCCCGGAAAGGCCCUGGACACGGCGUACCCGACCUGGACGACGCCGGAACUCCCGCACUGGACCCUGCGCGGCCGCGCCGUGCUGGUCGGCGACGCAGCACACGCGCUGCAGCCGUCGAGCGGGCAGGGGGCGAGCCAGGCGCUGGAGGACGCCGAGGCGCUGGCUGUGUUUCUGAGCCGGUCCUUAGCUGCCGCCGCGGGACAUGGAGCCAACACCAACAGCAGCAGCAGCAACAGCACUACCGAUACUGCUGGCACUCCAUCUCCUUCUCCUUCUCCCGCCCUCCUGCACCGCGCCCUCACCCAGGCUCUGCGCGCCUACGAAACCCUCCGCAUGCCGCGCGUCCAUGCAAUCCACGUGCGUGCGCAGCGCAUGUCGCGCAUGAAGGCCGACAUGGGCCUGCUGGCCGAGUGGGCCAUGUACCUCGCCAUCUACGUGGGGACGUGGUUCGGUGGCGGCAACGGGAACGGCCCAGGCAGUGAUGAGGAUGGUGAGCGGUACUACGACGCCUUGUUCGGACAUGAUGGGUUGCUUCGUGGCGGCGAGGCGGAGGAGUAG
Messenger RNA from Fonsecaea erecta, 2160 nucleotides. RefSeq lists its product as hypothetical. Gene Ontology annotation, molecular function: monooxygenase activity; FAD binding. Bases 1 to 2160 code for a protein of 719 amino acids. The transcript has a single exon. The record is from RefSeq and is a predicted model, not a curated record. NCBI's taxonomy places the organism in Eukaryota, Fungi, Ascomycota, Eurotiomycetes, Chaetothyriales, Herpotrichiellaceae.